UUGAAUUUUAAAGAAAAAGCAAAUAUUUUUGAAAAUUUUAAAAAAAUAUAUAUUUUUUACAAUUUUGCCCUCAAUUUAAGCAUGAAUUUAAAAAUAGUGCUACUAUUCGCAGUAUUUGUAUCACUAACAACUCCUGAGGUGUGGGCCUUAAAACGUAUUAAACGCAAUUCCGAUUUAGACUCAAAGAACAGCAGAAUUAAGCAGGAUUUUGUAGCUUUGCAUAGCGGCAAAGAAGUGUUAACAGAUAAAGGAAACAAUUCUGUAGUCAAGGAAUCUCUAGCCUCUCUUAAUAAUUCAAAUAAUGAAAUGAGUAAAAAACGUAACGCUAGCAGCAGACCUUUGGCUGUUAUAUUACGUGAAAGAGAACGAAAAUUAAACGAUCGCCAAAGAGAUAAUGCUGCUGCUGAGCAAAGUAAUUUUAAGUCAGAUACGAAGAUAGAAAAUGAUUUGGAUAAGAGGACAAACAUCAUGGAUAAACGUUGUGAAACCUCAGAAAGUACAAAGAAAGAUCAUAAAAAUUUCAAUACAAAUACAUUGCAUACUUCAAGUGUUGUUGGUACCCAUGUUAUCAUACCACCACAACCAAUUCAGCAAACUUAUGGUGUGUUAAGGCCAUUUUCUUCCAUAGAUCAAUUAAUGAAGAUUGGUAAUAUGAUGAUGUUUAAGGUCGGAAUAGAUUCUCUUCCUUAUUAUCCUAAAAUAUCAAUGACUUCAAAUACAGCAGAAGAACAAGGAAAUUUUAUUGAUAAUAAAAUAAAUGAGCCCGAUUUUGAUUAUAUCGAAGGGCCACAAAAUGAACCUUUUAACAAUAUUCCAUAUAAUGAAAAUAGAAUGAUAAUUACACAACCAAUAAAACUCUUCAAGUCAAACGUUGCUGAUGAGGAUGAACCCAAAGACUUGGUUAAUCUAAUGCAAACAGCUUUAGAUACCCUGCUGUAUAAUAGCAAUAAAAAUGAAAAUGAUAUUGCAUUAAAAUGUCCACUACAUCUCGAAAAGAAAAGUUUAAGAACAGAAACUGGUGAAGAUAUUAAUAAUGCCAAUGUUAUACAGGUCUGUUCCUGUCGUUUCAUUAAGAGAGACAAUAAAGAAUAAAAAGAACUUUUAUAUAAAUUUCCAUAUUUUAUAAUAUUAUUUAUAAUAAAUAAAUAAAAACAA
Molecule: messenger RNA, 1155 nt
Organism: Lucilia cuprina (Australian sheep blowfly)
Lineage: Eukaryota; Metazoa; Arthropoda; Insecta; Diptera; Calliphoridae
Exons: 4
Coding region: 82-1092 (336 amino acids)
Source: RefSeq, a predicted model, not a curated record